Brassica oleracea var. oleracea is the source of this 967-nucleotide messenger RNA. RefSeq lists its product as uncharacterized. The transcript is spliced from 5 exons. Bases 48 to 803 code for a protein of 251 amino acids. The record is from RefSeq and is a predicted model, not a curated record. Lineage: Eukaryota; Viridiplantae; Streptophyta; Magnoliopsida; Brassicales; Brassicaceae.
UUAAAUAGAGACGAAUCAGCAACAGCAACAGACAAGAAAAAGAGAAGAUGAGUUUUCUGGGAGGGAGACUCGCGGGAAAAGAAGCAGCCUACUUUUUCCAGGAAUCCAAACACGCCGUCAACCGCAUCGCCGAGAAAUCUCCACCCACACCCACCGGCAAAAAGCUUCCACCUCCUUCUCCGGGGGAUAUUCAACCGGACGUUCUUCCGGAGAUUCUGCGCCAUUCUCUUCCUCCUAGACUCUACGGUCCUCCUCCCGACCCUUCUUCCCUCUCCCAAUUCUCAAAAUGGAAUCUUCCGUCCGACCCAAACGCAGUCGUUUCUAUUUCCCCUGACGUCUUGAAUCCUCUCAGAGGCUACGUUUCUCUUCCUCAGGUCACCUUUGGCCGCAGAAGAUGGGAUAUACCGGAAUCUGAGAGUUCGGUUUUGGCGUCAACAGCUAAUGAAUUGAGGAGAGACAGAUACGGAACUCCUGUUAAUCCCGACAAGUUGAGAGCUGCUGGUGAAGGGCUUCAACAUAUUGGAAAAGCAUUUGCAGCCGCCACUGUUAUCGUCUUUGGCUCAGCCACAUUGGUUUUUGGAACGGCAGCCUCAAAGCUUGACAUGCGUAAUGCUGAUGACAUAAGAACCAAAGGCAAAGAUCUGUUUCAGCCUAACAUGGAGUCAAUGAAGGAAAAAGUAGAGCCCUUAAGAACUUGGGCCGAAACCAUGUCGAGGAAGUGGCAUAUUGAGAGCAACGAUAGUACGAUCAAGGAGAAACCAAUCUUCAAGGAGCUUUCAAGGAUUCUGGGACCCAAAACUUGAAAAGGAUGGGACUUCGUAUAUUAUAUUGAUAGAGAAUUCCUAUGUAAGAUGAAAUAAAAUCUUGUAAAAUAUCAGAUUGUGAUGUAAGAUUGUAACAAGUUUCAAUGUUUGAUUAAAAGUUGAUGUAGUUCUGUAUACCAUGAUAAAGUUUUAAUUAGUUUGCA